UAAUGUUACGUGUGAGAAAAACAAAACCAAUGCUCUAACAUGCUUCAACAAUAGCUUUUGUAGAACACUUUUUUUUCCGCAGGGCAAUACAAAAGUCAUUUGUCUAUACAAAUUUGCACUUAGUUAGAAUACACACAUGUUUAUUGUGAAAAAAGUUAAUUCCUAGUAUAAUAAGUGUCGCAAUUUUGAACAGAGGUUAAACUAAGCUUAGUUCAAAACUGCGACGCUUAUUUUGGAUCGAGGGAGUUUGAAUUUUUUUUAAAUAGCUUCGCUUUUAAAAAGAAUCAGCCAGCUUGGGCUCCAAAUUGCUGACCCCGGGUGGACUUAUCUCUCCGCCUUCCCUUUCCCCACCUGGGCCAAACCUGAAUUUGGGCUUCCUCCUUGCCAUUGGACUGGUCCAGAGACUGGCCCACUGAUGCGGCCGAGGCCAGCCCAGGACGCUCAGUGCUCCUCCUCCCUCCUGGCUUCUGCUACCAGCACAGCGCCGGCCUGCACCUCUGAACCCUACCGCCAAUGGUGCGGCGCGCGGCCGGCCGGAGCGUAACCUUCCCGGCUCUCCGGCGCCGCCGCCAGGCACCGUCUUCCGCAAUUCCGUACCGUCUGUUGCUCACUCCUCCGGGCCCCGACCUCAAGACCGCUCGUCGGAGCCCGUGAAUCCUCAGGGCUCAGGCUGCCCAGGCCUCUCCACUUCCACGAGCUCCGUCAGUCGAGCUCCAGAGCAAGGGCAAGACUCAGCAUGGACUCCCUUCAUCUUGUGCACGUCAAACUUCUGGCUGCCGACCUUCUCUCUCUGACUCCCCGACAUACACCGCCGCCUUCCUUUCUUCGCUGUGGCCGUACAGUUGCCCGUGCUGAGGUUGUCGGGAUUGUUGUUUCACGUGACCGCAGGGAGAAGUUUCUGCGCUUCCUGGUUGAUGAUGGCACUGGCUGUGUACCAUGUGUCCUGUGGCUGAACCACCAGUACCUGAAUGCAAACACUUCAUCAGAUUCUGAUCCAACUGGAGAGAUGGCAUUGAAAAUGUCGGAGGUGGUACGCUUGGGCACUUUGUUGAGGGUUCGUGGGAGGAUUGUCAUGUACCGUGGUGCAAUUCAGAUUGCUGCUAGAGACGUGGUUCUAGAGGAGGACCCUAAUGUGGAGGUUCUACAUUGGUUACAGUGCGUUCACAUGGCCAAGGAAUGUUAUGAUUUGCCACUACCUUCUGCUUGAGGUGUGCCUUGGAGGAUCUCAUUCUCUGUAAUGAUCCCAAACUGUACUGUGUUUCUUUCUGUGGUUACUGUUGAGCCAACUUCUUCUAACGCGAUCCAGCGUGUGUACGGCAAACAUCGUUAACUAAAUGCCUUUUUUGGUCGACUGCAUUUGAUUUACUU
Triticum urartu is the source of this 1368-nucleotide messenger RNA. The record is from RefSeq and is a predicted model, not a curated record. NCBI's taxonomy places the organism in Eukaryota, Viridiplantae, Streptophyta, Magnoliopsida, Poales, Poaceae.